GGGAGCUGUCGUCGGCGAUGCCCGAAGCUGUCCCAGGUGGUUCCGGAAAUACCCGAACGUUUCCGGAGAGACCCGAUUUAGGCCAGAGCCGCCUCGGAUCUUUCCGAGCCUCCCCGAUCCUUUCCCGGAGACCCCCGAAGCGGGGCCGGAACUGCCCGAAGCUGCCUGGCCCCGGCCUUGCGUGAGGAGGAGGAGGCGGCGGUGGCGCGGCGGAGCGGGAGGAGAUGAAGAGCGGCCGGGAGCGGGGCUAGCGAGGGGCUGAGCGGAGCCGGACGGAACCCCCCCCUCCCCCAUCGCGCGGCGGGGCCAUGGCGGCCAAUAUGUACCGGGUGGGGGAUUAUGUCUAUUUUGAGAAUUCCUCCAGUAACCCCUACCUCGUCCGGCGCAUUGAGGAGCUCAACAAGACAGCCAAUGGCAAUGUGGAGGCAAAAGUGGUGUGUCUCUUCCGGCGCCGGGACAUCUCCAGCAGCCUCAACAGCCUGGCUGACAGCAACGCUCGUGAGUGCUGGGGCCCAUCCCCAUCGCUCUACUGGCAGGCCUGGGGCCUCUGGGGACCUGUGUCCCUCCCCAGGGCCGUCGGGACCUUUGCUCGAGCUCUGGACUGCAGCAGCUCCAUCCGGCAGCCCAGUCUGCACAUGAGCGCAGCUGCCGCCUCCCGGGACAUCACACUGUUCCACGCCAUGGACACGCUGCAGCGGAACGGCUAUGACCUGGCCAAGGCCAUGUCGACGCUGGUGCCCCAGGGGGGCCCAGUGCUGUGCCGCGAUGAGAUGGAGGAGUGGUCAGCCUCGGAGGCCAUGCUCUUUGAGGAGGCGCUGGAGAAGUAUGGCAAGGACUUCAAUGACAUCCGACAGGACUUUCUGCCCUGGAAGUCCCUGGCCAGCAUUGUGCAGUUCUACUACAUGUGGAAAACCACCGACCGCUACAUCCAGCAGAAAAGGUUGAAGGCCGCUGAAGCUGAUAGCAAACUGAAGCAGGUCUACAUCCCUACUUACACUAAACCUAACCCCAAUCAGAUCAUCUCGGUGGGCUCCAAACCUGGCAUGAACGGGGCUGGCUUCCAGAAGGGGCUGACCUGUGAAAGCUGCCACACCACCCAGUCAGCACAGUGGUAUGCCUGGGGCCCGCCCAACAUGCAGUGCCGCCUUUGUGCCUCUUGCUGGAUCUACUGGAAGAAAUACGGGGGACUGAAGACCCCGACACAGCUGGAGGGAGCUGCCCGCAGUGCCACGGAGCCGCACUCCAGGGGCCACAUGUCAAGGCCAGAAGCCCAGAGCCUUUCUCCUUAUACGACCAGCGCCAACCGGGCCAAGCUGCUGGCCAAGAACCGCCAGACUUUCCUGCUGCAGACCACCAAGCUGACCCGCAUUGCCCGCCGCAUGUGCCGCGACAUCCUACAGCCACGCCGUGCUGCCCGGCGCCCCUAUGCCCCUAUCAAUGCCAACGCCAUCAAGGCUGAGUGCUCGAUCCGGCUACCCAAGGCAGCCAAGACCCCACUGAAGAUUCACCCCCUGGUGCGACUGCCGCUGGCCACCAUUGUUAAGGAGCUGGCUGCGCAGGCCCCUCUGAAACCAAAAACGCCACGUGGCACCAAGACGCCCAUAAACCGGAACCAAAUGAGCCAGAACCGGGGCCUGGCUGGCAUCGUGGGCAAGAGGGCGUACGACAGCGUGGCAGGGAGCGGGGUCCCGUUUUCGGCCAAUGGCCGGCCCAUGACCUCAGGGAUGCGGUCGAGUGCCCAGCCAGCUGUCAAGCGUCAGAAGCUGAACCCAGCUGAUGCCCCCAACCCUGUUGUCUUCGUGGCCACUAAGGACACCAGGGCGCUGCGCAAGGCUCUCACCCACCUGGAGAUGCGCCGAGCUGCCCGUAGGCCCAACCUGCCACUCAAGGUGAAGCCAGUGCUGCCCAUACGGCCUGUGAUAGCGCCGCUGGUGCCGGGGCCCCCAGCCCACCCUGCCAGCACCAGUGAACCCAUCAUCCUGGAGGACUGAGCCCAGCCCCUCUUCCCAGAGCCGCACCUCCGCCAUCUCCAGAGCCUGUAUGCAUGGCAAGCUGGGCUGCAGCGUCUGGUUCCACGUGUCCCCCAUGGGGGGCUCGCCUGGCCCCCUGAGGGAUCAGCCCAGGGGUGUGAGGAGCAGGGGUGUGGCUUCCACUAUUUUUAAAUAUUUUUUUAUUUCCACAAACUCCCCCUCCCUCUUCAGGGCUGGGGUGUUUGUGUCAGGAUCGUGGGGAGUCAGGGGCUCCGUCUGCCCCCUCUCCCCAAAUGCAGUUAACUACUUGUCUUUCCUUGUUUCCCUGUGUUGGGUCUGCUGUCUCUGCUCAUUUCCUACAAGCCACAACUCUGCCCCCCCCCCCGAGCCCAUGUCCCCACCUGGGCCCAGCUCCCCCACCAAGCCCAGCCGGGCCUGGGUUUUGUACAUGAUCAGAGAGGAGAAUGUCUGUUUUUUUAACUCAAUCUGUAACCAGUUCUUAUAGCAACCAGGAAAUAAACCAAUGCCUUUUCUUCA
Messenger RNA from Chelonoidis abingdonii (Abingdon island giant tortoise), 2507 nucleotides. The record is from RefSeq and is a predicted model, not a curated record. NCBI's taxonomy places the organism in Eukaryota, Metazoa, Chordata, Testudines, Testudinidae.